Zophobas morio is the source of this 948-nucleotide messenger RNA. RefSeq lists its product as uncharacterized. The transcript has a single exon. Gene Ontology annotation, molecular function: nucleic acid binding. The coding region runs from base 1 to 948 and encodes 315 amino acids. The record is from RefSeq and is a predicted model, not a curated record. Lineage: Eukaryota; Metazoa; Arthropoda; Insecta; Coleoptera; Tenebrionidae. Gene Ontology annotation, biological process: DNA integration.
AUGGGGGAUUUACCAAAACAAAGAGUCGAGCCGUCACGGCCCUUUUACGUAUCAGGGGUCGAUUAUGCAGGCCCAUUUUUAAUAAAGGAUGGGCGUACCAGAACACAAAGACGUGUGAAGGCGUACAUUGCGCUAUUUGUUUGUUUUGCGACUAAGGCUGUCCACCUGGAGUUAGUAGGUGAUCUGACUACCGAUAGUUUUUUAGCGGCGAUGAAGCGAUUCACAUCGCGUAGGGGAAAUGUGCGAGAGUUAUUUUGUGAUAAUGGCACAAAUUUUGUCGGAGCCGAACGAGCCUUGUUUAACUCCAGACAGUUUGAGAACAAAUUAGCGAACCAUUUUUCCGAAAAAGGAACAAGUUUUCACUUUAUACCAGCCAGAUCACCACAUUUUGGGGGCCUCUGGGAGAGAGCCGUGCGUAGUGUAAAACAUCAUUUGUUUCGAGUAGUAGGGGAUGCCUCACUAACCUACGAAGAAUUUUAUACCUUUUUAGUUUGCAUUGAGGCCUGUUUAAAUUCACGACCCCUCACCCCUCUAUCUCCUGACCCUAAUGACCUGAACGCUCUUACACCAGGACACUUGCUUAUAGGGGCUCCGUUGACGAACACCGCAGAAGAAGACGUUACACCACUACCCAUCAAUCGUCUCUCACGAUGGCAGCGGGUGCAGCAGCUCCACCAACAGUUUUGGAAGAGGUGGACCCAGGAGUAUCUGUCCGAACUACAAAGGCGCCCUAAAGGUCAACAAUCCUCCACAUCCCAAGUCGCUGUCGGUUCCUUGGUGGUAAUCAUCGAGGACAAUUUGCCACCAUUGAAAUGGAAACUGGGACGAGUGCUCCAACUUCAUCCGGGGCUAGAUGGUGUAGUGAGGGUGGUUACAGUGAAAACAUCGACUGGGGUUUACAAACGAACCAUAAAAAAGGUGUGCUUACUUCCAGCAGAAGCAGACUAA